Pistacia vera is the source of this 516-nucleotide messenger RNA. Its product is annotated as phenolic glucoside malonyltransferase 1-like. Bases 1 to 516 code for a protein of 171 amino acids. The record is from RefSeq and is a predicted model, not a curated record. The transcript has a single exon. NCBI's taxonomy places the organism in Eukaryota, Viridiplantae, Streptophyta, Magnoliopsida, Sapindales, Anacardiaceae.
AUGGUUAAAUCUAGAAGAGAGGAAGACAACAGAAGUGUUAUUUUCGCAUUCACAGCAGAUUACAGGACUCGUUCAGACCCUCCAGUUCCAUUGAAUUAUGUUGGCAAUUGCGUUAUGCCACAUCUAUGCACUGCAACAGCAAGAGACUUGACAGAAGAAAACGGGGUUGCCUUUGUUGCAGAGAAAUUAAGCCAUGUAGUCAAAGCGUUAGAAAGGGGAGAACUUGAAGGAAGAAAAGACACACUUUCAAGGAUGUUGAUAGCACUUAAAUCCAUGUCUGAAGGAGUACAAGCCCUUUCGGUAGCCGGGUCGACCCAGUUUGACGUAUACGGGUCAGAUUUCGGGUGGGGGAGACCGAAGAAGGUAGAGAUUGUAUCAAUAGAUAGGAGUGGAGCUAUUGCUUUGGCCAAGAGUAGAGAUAGAAGCGGUGGUGUUGAGAUUGGUGUGGCUUUGAAGAAGCAAGAAAUGGAAGUUUUUUCUGCUCUAUUUGUCGCUGGGCUAAAAGAUAACAUAUAA